CCUCAAUGGUCUGACUUCACGGUUUGACGUGGGGAAAGACGUGUUUGAUUUGAUUCUGCCAAUCGAUCGCUUGAAAUUUGUUGAGAAUUUGUGUUUCUUUUUUUCCUCUCUCUCUCUCUCUCUCUUUCCGUGCCUUGAGUUUGAAUGUGUGGAAGCUGCCCAUUGAAAGUUUUUUUUUGAGGGUUUGUACAUGCGUCAGCUCGUGUUUGUGGCUGGAGUCUGCAGAGUUGACGUUUGUUGGCGAGAGUGAGAGUUUUAGACUGUCCCCUUCGUUUCGGGAGGCUGCUCAGGACCAGAGAGUGGCUAUGGAGCGAUGGGGGGAGAGAGCUUAGCCACGAAUAGCCCGGGGGGAUAUUGGCAAAUGACAUGACCUGCCAUGCGCUGGUUCAAUGUAACCAAACCGGCGAUGGAGGAAUACCAGACCCUGGCGUAUGACACAGCCUUGAGCACUUUAGUGGCGGUGCUGGUCUACGUGCUGCUCAAAGUGAGUGUCGACGGCUACCGGCAAUGGAGAGCCCGGGUCAGGGUGCUGAUUGUGGGCUCGGGUCCGGUGGGGCUGACCGCAGCUCUGAUCGCCGCCCGCUCCGGGAAAGUGCAGCGCCUGGUACUGCUGGAGGAGCGCGGCCGGACCGCCCUCCUGGCCAGACCGCAGCAGAUCGCCCUGGACCCCGGCAGCGUCCGCUUCCUGCUCGGGCUCGGCGUCGAUUUUGACAACAUGGAAGGGUGCUGGCACAACGAGCACUUCUUCACCAAGGUCGGCGUCUUCCAGGAAUACCUGCUCAGCCUCCUGGAAAAGAAGAAGCAGGAGAUGGACAUCCAGAUCCUGCUGGGGACCAAGUUCACUGAGGAAUACUUGAAGAAGAUCCCAACGUGUGAAUUGCCCCGUGUGAUUGUGGUUUGUGAUGGCUCCUGUGGUGGUUCAAGUUCUGUGCUUGGAGUCAGCUCAGACUACAUUGUGGAGUCCUGUAAUGCCUAUGGUGCUAAUGCAGCCAUAGAGAGAGCAGACCAGCGACAGGUCCCCACUCCGGAGAUCCGUGCUCACAGUUUGUACUUUGACCUUUCUGCUUAUGGUGUAGAGUUCUCCUCCAGCAACAAGGAAAGCUCGGACUCCUCCACUUUGAGGCCAGGCUCCCACCUGAAAAUUUAUGGCACUUUCCGCAACCGCUAUAUGGCUCUGGCUUGCCCAAUGUCGGACUCCAAAGUGGUUAAAUUUCUCCGUCAUACACCUAACUCGUCGAUAAUGAAGAAUAUAUUCCAUCAAUCAUUCAAUGCGUACAAAACUGAUAUAGAGCCCAGGGUGAAUGACUUGACAAUCCAUCUCCUUCAGUGCAGCCGAAGACUAUUCGAGAUCAUGCUGUCACAUAGAAAGGUCACAGCAGCCUACAUCGAAGGAGACAAUGUUGCAGUCACCAUAGAGGGAGAAGCAGCUAGAGUCUUAAACUUUGAUACAGGUUGUGGAGUUAACCUUGGAUUGAAAGGCUUGGAGACGUUGGAUGAAUUUAUUUAUAAAAUUGCAACAGCAGUUGACCAAAGUGAUGUUUUCGAAGCGCUCUCUGAAAAGAUAAGACACUCGAAACAAAUUGCGGAGGAUUUCCGCCUGAAUGGCUUGACUGUCACCAUGUUUCAGUGAGACAGUGAGGAGGAACAUGGCAGUGGAGAUAUUACACUGGCUUGAAUGGAUCAAGAAUGAGCAACAUGCAAGAUUUAUUUUUUGAGCUUGUUGCUAUAUAGCUCCUGAAAGAUUGCCGGUAGAGGUGAUCACAGUGAAGUGGGCAGUGUUUGGCUAAAGUGAAAUGAAGUUUAUAGGCUUCAUUUUGGGUAAAAAGCACAAAGCUAAGGAAAUAAGUGGACUCCCAAAACGUUAUUCAUAUUUGCAUCCAGUUGCAGGAGAGCAUCGAUUGUAAAGUGCUUUAACCUAAAAUUUUCAGAGUUUACAUUAUAAUUCUACUUGCUAAUAAACAGAUUCUUUAGACCCGGAGGUUGGUUCCCGAGUGAUUAGUUUGUGGAAAGCUCAUCCGUAUGAGAAUAUCUGAACCUCUGAUACUCAUGAAUUGGAUAAAUCAGUACCAGCCACUAACGUUUCCUCUCAAAAUCUGUAAACAUUGGUGUUUUAUUUGUACAGUCCUGUGGCUUAUUUGUAAUACAUUGAGGUAAACAGAGACUGAGUAUUCCAAGAUGCAGAUCAAUGGUAUAUCCCCAAGAGAAUCUAUCAAAUAGAGUCUAAUGGGUUGCCAAUGCAGAUUUAUGUUCUGUUUUAUGUUCUAUUAAACUGGAGGAUUUGAGAAACAAGAACAUGGGGUAAUUGUGUGAUAAAGAACAUGGGGUCUGCAUUCUAUGUAUUAAAGUAAACUAGUUGAUGGGGAUCUAUUUAUUCAAGAGGGUCCCUAUGUGCUUGAAUAAGGUGAGCAGUCAUGAGAUAUGUACCAUCAACAUACUUCAUAGCACAACAACAAGAGCUUGCAUUUGUAUAAUACCUAUAUUAUAAACCUGCAAAAAUGUCUUGGGACAUUUUAAUGAAAAAUAAAGUCCGAGUCAAAGAAGCAAUGGAAACUUUGGAUGAUCCGUGUUUUGGAGUGAGAAAGGGUAGAAAAAUUGUAUUCCAGUCUCGGCAGCAGAAUGGAUACUGGCAACGGUGGGGAAAAGGAAGAGGAGAAUGUACAAGAAGCCAGUUUUGGGAGGAUGGUAAGAUGUCGGAGGGGGCUUUGAAAGGCUGGCAGAGGUGAUGGUUAGGGUGUGGGGCUAGGAAGACAAGGAAAUAACUUAAACACCAGGAUCAGCACUUAAAACGGACGUGUAGGAGUCACUAUAGGACAGUGUGAAUAGGAAUGAUAGAUCAGGACAUGCUAGGCUGAGUUUACAGACCAUGGAAGGUAGCAAGGAAAGCAUUAGAACAGUACAGUCUGGAAGAAAUGGAAAUGUGGAUAAGGGUUUCAACAAAUGAUGGACUUGAGCAGCUAAUGGUAUGGAGGUGGAAAUAAG
Molecule: messenger RNA, 2979 nt
Organism: Chiloscyllium plagiosum (whitespotted bambooshark)
Lineage: Eukaryota; Metazoa; Chordata; Chondrichthyes; Orectolobiformes; Hemiscylliidae
Source: RefSeq, a predicted model, not a curated record